AUGGCUAACACGCAUUCUACCGGAUCCGAUUCUGUUGAGCCUAGUGACUCGGUGUUUCUUGGUGACCGAGUGGUCACCUCUUUUCCUCGACACGAGGUUGUUAAACUAGAUGAAGGCACGUUUGUUCAAUGGCAGCAGCAGGUCCGGCUUAUUCUUCGUGGCUACGGAUUGUUUGGGCUUAUUGAUGGCUCAUUGACGGCUCCGGCGCGAUUUAUUCACUCUCCCGACGGUGAUCUUGUUGUGAAUUCGGUUGUUUCGGUCUUUGAUCAACAAGACAGUUUACUUACAUCUUGGCUGUUAUCCACCAUCAGCGCUUCAUUUUUGUCCUCUUUAUCGAUGUUCGCCCGCCGUGAUGUUUGGAACGUGGCGAACAAUUUAUCACCACUUGUGCGCUCUUCUUGCAAAGAUCUGGAUCUCGGAUCUCGGAGGUCGAAUCUGACGGCGGUUCUCCUUGCGGACUCUCAUCCGAGUUUGAUCUUUGUCGUUUUCUCUGUGUCUCUCUCUACCGGACCAUUGACGUUUCAACGCAUAGUCGAUACUUUGAUUGAGUGUGAAGCCCGACAAGUUCGGUCCGCUCAGGAGGUGUUAGUUGCUGCGAAUACAGUUGAAGGGCCACCUCUUCAGUCGACGGAUGGUUCAUUUCGGGGAGGAGGUCGUUCUUUUAUUCGUGGUCGAGGGCGUUCGUUUCGACCGAGAGUCCAGUGCCAAAUUUGUAACCGAUAUGGACAUCUUGUGCAGCGAUGUUAUUAUCGGUAUAGUCGUGAUGAGCAAUCGCCGGUUGAUGCACCGGUGGUUCGACGGGAAGGCUUUGCAUCUGGAUUUGGGCGAGAUGAUGAUCGAGUAAGAGAGAAUGGCUUCGGGACUAGAAAUAAUGGAUUAAAUCCAUUUGUUAAAUAUGAAAAUGGGCCCCGCAUUAGUGAUGAUCCAAAUCCAUAUGAUAGUGGGCGUCCAAAUCCAUAUGAUAGUGGGCGUGACUUUGGUGAUAUGGGGUUUCAAUUGUAUAAUGAUUCAUUGGGCAAUGCGUAUGGUAAAGGGGGUUUAAGGUCAAGUGGGCCUAGUAGGUCGGUUCGAUCCCGUACACCUGAUGGUCAAUUUAUACAUGAGCCCUCUGCAAAUUGUGUUGGUGUUGAUCGAUCUUGGCAGACUGUUCAUGAGGCUCCAUGGCGAACAAAACCACGUGCUCGUGUGUUCAGUGUUGCCUCAUCUCCGUAUGACUCGUCUCAGUUUGUUGGGCUUCCUCCUCGACUUCCUGAGUUGCAUACCUCGGAUUAUUCUGAUGCUUCUGCAUAUGACUCGAAUUUUAAUUCUACAGAUUCCUAUGUUCUGUUGCCGGUCGGGAGCACAUCCUGGUGCCCAGACUCAGGGGCUACCCAUCACGUCUGUAAGAAUGCUUCCGAUUUACAUGAUUCCACUCCUUAUACAGGACAUCCGCACCGUGAAAUCUUAAUGCGGGCCAAGUUCGUGAAGGGCUCUAUCGGUUCUCACCGGCUGGGACAUCCUGCUCCUAAUAUUGUAAAAGUUGUUCUAGAUAACUGUCGUAUUUCUAUAACUAAAAAUCGUCUGGAUAAUGUUUGUGUUGCCUGUCAAAAAGGAAAAUCGCAUAAGUUGCCCUUUGCUCAUUCUAAUACUAAGUAUGUUGAUUUGUUUGAAUUGGUUGUUUCUGAUUUGUGGGGCCUAGCUGCUGUUCCCUGUGAAGGAAAUCUAUAUUAUGUUUCGUUCAUUGACAUGACUAGUCGGUUCACCUGGGUAUAUUUGAUCAGUCGCAAAUCUCAAGCCGUAGAGUGUUUUGGUCAAUUUCAAAAAAUGGUUCUCACUCAGUUCGGGAAGUGUAUUAAAAAAUUUCAAAGUGAUUGGGGUGGUGAGUUUCGUGCUUUCUCGUCUGUGCUUGCUAGUCAGGGGAUACUUCAUCGAGUCUCCUGUCCUCAUACUUCUGAGCAAAAUGGUGUCGCCGAACGUAUGCAUAGACAUAUUGUGGAGACUGUUCUUACUCUUUUGGCUCAAGCCAAUUUACCAAUGAACUAUUGGGGCUAUGCCUUUUGCAGUGCAGUUCAUCUUAUUAAUCGGUUGCCCACCCCUGUGUUGGACGGACGAUCCCCGUAUCAAAGUUUGUUUAAUUAUGAACCAACUUAUGAUCAUCUGAGAGUGUUUGGUUGUUGUUUUCCAUAUUUACGUCCAUUUGUUAAACACAAGCUUGAGUUUCGCUCCCAACCGUCUACAUUUCUAGGGUAUAGUGCGCAUCAUAAAGGGUAUUUUUGUCUGACACCCGAUGGUAAGGUUGUUGUUUCUCGACAUGUUGUGUUUGAUGAAAAUCGUUUUCUGUUUCCAGUCUCUUCUUCUGCUAGUGACCAGACGUCUUCAGAUGUCACAAGAACUAUUGUCCGAGAAGAGGCCAUAUCUACUCCAGUUAUUCCUAGUGAACCUGUCUCUACAACUAAUACUCAUGGUAUGAUUACUCGAUCUAAGGCUGGUAUUUUUAAACCCAAAGCUAUGUGUGCAGCUAAUAUUGAACUUAAGCCGAGUUCGGUUGAGGAGGCGCUUGCUCAUCCCGAUUGGCGGUUAGCUGUUCAAGCUGAAUAUGAUGCUUUGAUAGCUAACUCUACAUGGGAGCUUUGUUCUCUUCCUUCCGGUCGAAAAGUGAUUGGUUGCAAAUGGUUGUUUAAAAUAAAGAAGAAUCCUGAUGGAACAAUUAAUCGUCGCAAGGCACGGUUAGUGGCCAAGGGCUGUUCACAGGUACCCGGAUGUGAUUUUACGGAGACGUUCAGUCCGGUGGUCAAACCUGCUACCAUUCGUGUUAUUCUCUCUGUUGCUGUGACCAAAGGCUGGCCACUUCGACAAGUUGAUGUCAAUAAUGCAUUCUGA
Gossypium arboreum is the source of this 2859-nucleotide messenger RNA. RefSeq lists its product as uncharacterized. NCBI's taxonomy places the organism in Eukaryota, Viridiplantae, Streptophyta, Magnoliopsida, Malvales, Malvaceae. Gene Ontology annotation, molecular function: nucleic acid binding. Gene Ontology annotation, biological process: DNA integration. The record is from RefSeq and is a predicted model, not a curated record. The coding region runs from base 1 to 2859 and encodes 952 amino acids. The transcript has 6 exons.